AUGCAAGAAAAAACUAAUAAUCCCCUUAUCCUUUCCACGAAGGUUUUUACCUUCUUCCUCAUUGUCUGCGCUUGGAAGUAUCCCUUCCAGUCCUCCUCCUUUAGAAACUCAUCCAGCACGAGUAACUUGAAUAACACAUUGGGUGAACUCAGGGGAAGACUUUUAAAGGGAGGCACGGCAGUAGAGAGACACGCACAAGAUGCUGUGCUACGAGAAAGGCUAGUCAACAUACUCCACGAUGAUGACGAAACGAUUAAAGAUCGAUUAAACGAGUUGAUACAAGAGGAGAAACGCAAAAAAAACGUGGAAUCUACAUUAAGUAAUGGAAAGUUGCUUGAUGAGUUAACGCAAAGUAGCAACUCGGGAAAAGGAGCCAAUGCAUCGCAACGCCAAGGCAAACAUAAGAAGUAUGCAAAUACAGGACGCUUUAAGGUCGAAUCUACCGACUCGCUAAAUUUGUCAAUCGAAAUUAACGGUUCCACAGGCUCGCUAAGUGGAGCAAUUAACACGAUCAGUUCCACAGGAUCACUAAAUAGAAAAAUGGACAAUGGCAGUUCCACGAAGUCGCUAAGCUUACGAAGCGAUGAUGACGCAUCUUCGGGGUCGCUAAGCUUACGAAGUGAUGAUGAUGCAUCCACGAAGUCGCUAAGCUUACGAAGCGAUGAUGACGCAUCUUCGGAGUCGCUAAGCAUACGAAGCGAUGAUAACGCUUCCACAGAGUCUCAAAGCCUCGACAGCACCAGCAAUGACUCCACAACAACUAUGGAUUCGAUCCAACUAGAUGAUUAUUUAGAAAAAGAAUUUGAACUCGAGCUAAGUGACAACGGUAGUAGGGGAUCAAUAAGCCUUGAUGAUAAAUAUUACGUACAAGAUACCAUUACAGAAAAAAAUGAAAAAUAA
Plasmodium cynomolgi strain B is the source of this 900-nucleotide messenger RNA. RefSeq lists its product as hypothetical. The record is from RefSeq and is a predicted model, not a curated record. The coding region runs from base 1 to 900 and encodes 299 amino acids. The transcript has 2 exons. NCBI's taxonomy places the organism in Eukaryota, Apicomplexa, Aconoidasida, Haemosporida, Plasmodiidae.